This is a messenger RNA of Trichomycterus rosablanca, 1642 nucleotides long. It is a transcript of the gene odad4, whose product is annotated as outer dynein arm docking complex subunit 4. The transcript is spliced from 12 exons. Lineage: Eukaryota; Metazoa; Chordata; Actinopteri; Siluriformes; Trichomycteridae. Gene Ontology annotation, molecular function: protein binding. Gene Ontology annotation, cellular component: cytoplasm. The record is from RefSeq and is a predicted model, not a curated record. Bases 91 to 1569 code for a protein of 492 amino acids.
AUACCUCAGGAGCCAGGACAGUCCUGUGUGAGUCAAACUUACCAAGCAGUUAGCAGCUCAGCCUCGCUUUAUUAACUAAUAUUAAUUAAAAUGUUCGACAACGAGGAUGAAAACGGUCCUAAAAGCACUUUUUCCACAUACGUGGCAGAGGGCGACAAACUCUUUCACAAAGGAGAAUAUACCAAAGCCAUUGAAAGCUAUUCUACGGCUCUGCUUUUGCAGCCAGACAACAGGGACUGUUUGGUUGCCAGAUCCAAGUGUUAUGUGAAAAUUGGAAAUGCUGAGAGCGCCCUGAAGGAUGCAGAAGCUUCUCUUAAACAGGACAAGGAGUUCUUCAAGGGUUUGUAUCAGAAAGCUGAAGCCCUGUACACUAUGGGGAAUUUUGAGUUUGCACUGGUCUUUUACCACCGAGGCCACAAGCUGCGACCAGAGCUGCAGGAGUUCAGACUGGGCAUCCAAAAAGCACAAGAGGCCAUCAACAAUUCUGUGGGCAGUCCUUCAUCUGUAAAGCUGGAGAAUAAAGGAAUUACUGAUUUACCAUUUUUUAACAGACCCAAUGAGCUGAAAAAGGUUGAAGCAAAGCCUUUAAUCUGUCCCCCAAAGAAGGACCUGAAACAACAAAAUCAGAAGACACCCAAGAGUGAAAAAACAGCUAAACAGCUACUAGGGGACCUGUACACUGAUAAAGAGUAUCUGGAAAAGUUGCUCAGAGAUGAAGAUUUAAUAAAAGGAAGAACACGUAGUGGAGAGAGACUGCAGGAUGUGAUCCUUGGCUGCAUCUCUUAUCUGGACACGCGGACUGAAUUCUGGCGACAACAGAAACCCAUAUAUGCUCGUCAGCAUGACCGGAACCUGCUGACGCAGCAGUGGAACCGCACACGGCGUCAGCCUCCUUCUGAUCCUACCUACAUCCUCAAAAACCUCGAGAAGAUUGAUGCAGCACUGACUGCAGGCAAUACAGAGAGCGCCCUCAAGAAGACUCGGGAGGUUCUGAAGACGGUGCAAGGCUGGUCUGAGGAUGCUCUGCCCAAUAAGAGUGAGGUGCUGGGACACCUGUACAGCUACAUUGGUAAUGCACUAAUGGAUCUGGGGGAUAUGAACACGUCACUGGACAAUCACCUUAAGGAUCUGCAGCUGGCCCAGCAAUUUAACCUGAUGGAAAAUAAGUCCAGGGCUCUGGACAACCUUGGCCGAGUUUAUGCACGUAUUGGCAAAUUUCAACAAGCAAUAGAAGCCUGGGAGAAAAAGAUUCCUUUGGUCCAAGAUGGGCUGGAACAAGCCUGGUUGUUCCAUGAGAUAGGCCGAUGUUAUCUGGAGCUGAAACUUCAUACUGAGGCCAAAGACUACGGCAGCCGCUCUCUCAGUGCUGCUAAUGACAUUGCUGAUGAGAAAUGGCAGCUUAAUGCCAGUGUUCUAGUAGCGCAGGCUGAGCUAAAACUGGGUAACUUUGAGGCCAGUGUGUUACACUUUGAGAGGGCAUUGGACCGGGCUAAACUGCUGCAGGACGAUGCUGCCCGAGAUGCCAUCCAAAAGGCUCUUCAAGAGAUGAGACAGCGAGUUACUCAGUGAUUCCGUUAGCUUUGCAACUAAGAAGGACUUCAAGUACAAGAGUCUGAACUAAUAAAUCAUAACUGAUGCUUAA